Helianthus annuus (common sunflower) is the source of this 975-nucleotide messenger RNA. RefSeq names its product transcription factor ICE1. The coding region runs from base 1 to 975 and encodes 324 amino acids. The record is from RefSeq and is a predicted model, not a curated record. Gene Ontology annotation, biological process: regulation of DNA-templated transcription. The transcript has 4 exons. Gene Ontology annotation, cellular component: nucleus. NCBI's taxonomy places the organism in Eukaryota, Viridiplantae, Streptophyta, Magnoliopsida, Asterales, Asteraceae. Gene Ontology annotation, molecular function: DNA-binding transcription factor activity; protein dimerization activity; sequence-specific DNA binding.
AUGGAUAACAAUGGCGGAAAAGAAAUCAACAACAAUAUGUUUCGAUCUGACUUCAUGUUAGAACUUGAAGAAAUGAACAACCAUGAUUGGGACUUUGUGUUCCCAAACCAACUCGAAAACAAUCUCCCCUUUUCAACUAUGUUUGGCAAUAAUCAUGCUUUAGAAUUCGAUCAAUCAAACAUGUUUCAAACCAAUAUGUUUCAAACCAACAUGUUUCAAACCACAGCUGGACCCUCAAGUUUACAACCAUUACAAAACGUCCCUUCAGCAGAACCAAAUUCUUCGUUUCAGUUAAGGGAAGUUUUGGCUGUUCCUGAUGAGCUGAAGGAAGUAAAAGCCACCGAAAUCGGUUCUGCUUCUGGUUCUGUUUCUGCUUCUGCUUCUGCUUCUGCUUCUGCUUCUGCUUCUGCUUCUGGUUCUGGUUCGGGACGGAAGAGAAAGAGAGGUGAUCCGGCAAGGAAUUUAUUGGCAGAAAGGAGACGCCGAGAGAAGUUGAAUGAAAGAUUACUUGCCCUCCGGUCUCUGGUACCGAAUAUAACAAAGAUGGACCGAGCGUCUAUCCUUGGAGAUGCGAUCGCGUAUCUGAAAGAUCUUUCUGAGAAAAUUAAUAAACUUGAGCUCGAGCUUAACCCGGCCCGUACAACCUCUAUGCUGCCUCCAGCCGCCGCCCCUACUACCGCCGCUGGUCCUUCAAACAUUGGAGGACAGGUUUCUCCAAAUCCAAUUAGGAUCGAGGUGAGACGAAGUGAAGGUGGGGCGGUUGUUAUACACAUGAGUAGCGGUUGGAGACCGGGUUUGUUGCAUUCAAUCACAAAGACUCUCAAUGAUCUCGGUUUAGAGUUGCAACAAGCGGUCGUUAGCUCUUUCGAUGGCUUUACACUCGAUGUAUACCGCGCUCAGCAAAGCCGUGAAGUGAAUGAGGAUCAGAUAAAGGCGAAGCUGCUUGAAACAGUCGGGAACCAUGGUGUGGUGUAG